AUGACCCGAACAGAACUCACACUCGAUGCGGUCGUCAUCGGCGGCGGCUUCGGUGGCUGCACCUCCCUCUACCGCCUCCGCGAGAUGGGCCUCACGACCAAACUCUUUGAGGCAGGAAGCGCCUUCGGCGGUGUCUGGCACUGGAAUAGCUACCCCGGGGCUCGUGUGGAUAGCGAAAUGCCCGCCUACCAGUUCAAUAUCCCCGCCGUAUGGAAGGACUGGAAUUGGAGCGAACGGUUCCCCGGCAGCGAGGAGCUGAAGCGAUAUUUUGAACACGCUGACCGUGUGCUGGAGCUGAGCAAAGAUACCUAUUUCAACACGGUGGUAUCGGAGUGUCGAUUCGACUCGGCGAGUGGACUAUGGAUUGUCCAGACCUCGACCGGCAUCAGGGCAACGUGCAAGUACCUCAUCGCCGCCACGGGAUCCUCCUACAAGAAAUACUUCCCCGAAUAUCCCGGUCUGAACCAAUACAAGGGCCAGCUAAUCCACCCAGCGGCGUACCCGGAUAAACUCGACGUCACAGGAAAGAAGGUCGGCGUUGUCGGCAACGGAGCUUCGGGUCUCCAAAUCGUCCAGGAACUGGCAAAGGAAGACUGCGAAUUAACCUCGUUUAUCCGCAACCCCUGCUUCGCAAUCCCCAUGAAACAGCGGAAUAUCUCUCCGGAAGAGUCCGAAAUGAUGAAAGGGUACUACGACGCCCUCUUUGACCGCUGCUAUAAAUCUGCCACGGGUUUCCCGCAUAACACCAGGCCUCAGGCGGCCAGCCAGGCAUCGCCCGAGGAACGGAAGGCUGUUUUCGAUGAGCUUUGGCAGCGCGGUGGAUAUAGUUUCUUGGUUUCGAACUACUAUGACUUCCUCCUCAAUGAAGAGGCCAACUCGAUCUUUUACAAUUACUGGGUACAACAGGUUCGAGCUCGCAUGACGGACGAGAAGAAGAUGGAUAUUGUUGCACCGUUGAAGCAGACUUACCUGGUCGGUACUAAGCGGCCGAGUCUGGAGCAGGAUUACUACGAGAUGAUCGAUCGGAAGAAUGUCAUCCUGCAUGAUUUGAAGAAGGCGCCUAUCCUGGAGUUCGAUGAGACCGGUGUCGUCACGGCCGAGGGCCAUCGUGAUCUCGACAUUGUCAUCUUUGCGACAGGAUACGAUGCCGUCACAGGUAGCUUGCUGGAUCUGGGCAUUGAAGAUCGGAACCAGGUCUCUUUGAGUGAGAAAUGGAAGGAGGGGACGACUACUCAUCUGGGCUUGAUGAUUCCUGACGCGCCAAAUCUGUUCCUGGUUUAUGGACCGCAGGCGCCGACUGCGUUGGCUAAUGGACCGCCUUUUAUUGAGAUGGAGGUCGAUUGGAUCUGUCGGGCGAUUACGAAGAUGCGUGACGAGGGCUUGGCGUCUGUCGUGCCCACAGCCAAGGCAGCGGAGCAGUGGAAGGAGGAGGUUCGCCUGGUGUCCGAGAAUACGCUCUAUCCCAAGACGAACUCGUGGUAUAUGGGCACUAAUAUCCCGGGCAAGAGGCGGGAGCCGUUGAUCUGGCUGGGUGGCAUCCAGAAAUGGUGGGAAAAGUGCACUGAUGCGCUUGAGAGCUGGGAGGGCUUUUCUACUCAGCCUUUGUAG
Messenger RNA from Aspergillus nomiae NRRL 13137, 1608 nucleotides. RefSeq names its product flavin-containing monooxygenase. The record is from RefSeq and is a predicted model, not a curated record. The coding region runs from base 1 to 1608 and encodes 535 amino acids. The transcript has a single exon. Gene Ontology annotation, molecular function: N,N-dimethylaniline monooxygenase activity; NADP binding; flavin adenine dinucleotide binding. Lineage: Eukaryota; Fungi; Ascomycota; Eurotiomycetes; Eurotiales; Aspergillaceae.